Danio rerio (zebrafish) is the source of this 3463-nucleotide messenger RNA. It is a transcript of the gene acvr1l, whose product is annotated as activin A receptor, type 1 like. NCBI's taxonomy places the organism in Eukaryota, Metazoa, Chordata, Actinopteri, Cypriniformes, Danionidae. Gene Ontology annotation, biological process: cell surface receptor protein serine/threonine kinase signaling pathway. Gene Ontology annotation, cellular component: membrane. The record is from RefSeq and is marked provisional. Gene Ontology annotation, molecular function: nucleotide binding; transferase activity; kinase activity.
CGGCAGACAGUCUGUCAGCGCUGAAAACACGACUUCGAAUAAAAGAGUGAUAUUACGGAAAUUGAACACAAACAUGAAUCUGCAUUGCAGCUAAAGGAUCCAAUGGGAAGACAGAGUCUGGCUGUGCGAAUACUGAAAGGCAGUGCUGAGAGUCACUUGAGGAGUUGUACAAUGCAUUGAACCAAAUGGGGCAUUGCAGCACCCAAAUCAUCAUCCUGUUCCUGCUUCAGUUCUUACAGACAUCAGCUAAAGAUGUCUCCAUUGACUGCAUGUGUGUCGGCAGUGACUGUAAUGAGCAGCAGUGUACUGGUGACCAGUGUUACACCUCCGUUAUCAUUAGCAAUGAUGUGACGACGUUCAAGCGGGGCUGCUUGAUCGGGCCGGCGAGCAAGCGCAUGACCUGCUCCGCAACAGCUUCUGCUAGUCAUGUGGUAGAAUGCUGUUCUCAACACAUGUGCAACGCCAACGUCUCCAAAGAGACCCUACUUCGACUGCUGCUCACAAGUCCAGAAGAAAAGAAGACUGUUCAUUACCGCGUGGAAAUGUUGGUUCUGUUUGUGUUGGGGCCGUUUGUGGUUCUGGGUCUGCUGUCUUUUCUGGCUUUGCUGGUGUGCCGUCGACUCCAUCAUGGGCGUCUGGAGAGACUGCACGAGUUUGACACUGAACAGGGGGCCAUCGAUGGGCUUAUCGCGUCUAAUGUCGGAGACAGCACACUUGCGGAUCUGAUGGAUCACUCCUGCACUUCAGGCAGUGGUUCAGGACUGCCCUUCCUGGUUCAGAGAACGGUUGCGCGGCAGAUCAGCCUGGUGGAGUGUGUUGGUAAAGGACGGUACGGUGAAGUGUGGAGAGGUCAAUGGCAAGGAGAAAAUGUAGCCGUGAAGAUCUUUUCCUCUAGAGAUGAGAAGUCAUGGUUUCGAGAAACAGAAAUUUACAACACUGUUCUGCUACGACAUGAAAAUAUAUUAGGCUUCAUGGCUUCUGACAUGACCUCCCGAAACUCUAGCACUCAGCUGUGGCUGAUCACACACUAUCACGAGAAUGGCUCUCUGUAUGACUACCUGCAGCGUGUGGCUGUGGAGAUGGCAGAUGGACUGCACAUGGCGGCUUCGAUUGCCAGCGGGCUGGUGCACCUGCACACGGAGAUCUUUGGCACGGAGGGCAAACCGGCCAUCGCUCACAGAGACCUGAAGAGCAAGAACAUCCUUGUGAAGAAAGAUUUGCAGUGCUGCAUCGCUGACCUGGGUCUGGCAGUAACACACACGCAGUCUGAUAAUCAGCUUGAUGUGGGAAAUAAUCCUAAAGUGGGAACCAAACGCUACAUGGCACCGGAGGUUCUAGAUGAGACCAUUCAGACGGACUGUUUUGACGCCUAUAAGAGGGUGGAUAUCUGGGCCUUUGGGUUGGUGCUGUGGGAGAUCGCACGCAGAACCAUCAGCAAUGGAAUUGUAGAGGAAUACAAGCCGCCUUUCUAUGACCUGGUUCCUAAUGAUCCCAGCUUUGACGACAUGAGGAAAGUGGUUUGUGUGGAGCAGCAAAGGCCAUUCAUUCCCAACCGCUGGUUUUCAGAUCCUACCCUGUCUGCUCUGGUGAAGCUGAUGAAAGAGUGCUGGUACCAGAACCCCUCGGCUCGUCUCACUGCCCUGCGCAUCAAAAAGACUCUGGAUAAAAUCCACAGUUCACUGGAGAAGGGCAAAACCGACUGCUGAGGAGAGAGAGAGCUGCAGAACUACUGACCGCUCACCCGCUCAUUAUACAGACACUGUGUGUAACCAAACCAUUGGAUUCCAUCGCUGGCAUCUGUCCCAACUCUAACAUGCUGUUUAUUUGCUUUAUUCUUCUUGUUCAUUGGCCUAAAAACUUUUUUAUAGAGAAUUACGCUCUCUUUUAUGGAUUUUAUUUUUCCCCCCGCUGAACCCGGUGGAACUCACAUUUACCCUCAAGAAGCAACAAAAAGGACAGAGACGCCAUCAAAUAUGUGGACGCACACUGACAGGCCUUGAAGAAACCCUCUGUCAUGGAUUUUUUUAACAGCAUCACGUUGUCUAUUUAACCAUUGGCAGACUUUAAAGAUUUGUACUUUUCAGAAAAAUGAAAAGGACGGAUACACACAUGCUGAAAUGCAAUCAGUCUCAUAAUGUGUGUGUGUGCACAUGAUUCUUGUUAUAACCAGAAAAACUUCAUAGCUGUAACAUCACCUGCUUUUAGACAUAUGGUGGGUUUUGAGCUUUUUAAAGGUCCUGAUAGUUCUUGUAGAUAGGUUAGGCAAAGUUAGUCACAGUUUUGCUAUAGUGGACUUAUCAUAAAACCGGUUGGUUGCUUAAUGCCACUAUGUACAGUAGGAAUCAACAGGCUUCUUUCUUUAAUUAGGCCUGUUUAGUGACCAGACCUGGGUUUUGAACUAGUGGUAAAAAAAAAAUAAAUUCUGUCAUCAUGUAAUUCCAAAAAUAAAUAACUUUUUCAGUGGGAAAAACACAGAAAAAGAUGUUUUAAAGAAUGCUCACGCUGCUCUUUUUCCAUACAGUGAGCACAUAUUGUGGCAUGCUCUCUAAAAAUUAACGAAAACCGUUCAUAUAUUGUUUGGAAUGACAUGAAUGAUGAGUAAAUAAUGAGAGAAUCAUUUUUUUUUAAUAUAUAUAUUUUUUUGUUUGGGUGAACUCGCAGUCUGGUCAUUCUCAUAGCACCCUAUGAGGGCUUCCCUUUGACACAAGGCCUUUCUGACCUGUUGCCUCUAUGCCUGCCUGACUAAAAGCCAUUGUAGCACACCGUAGUGCUUUUUUGUUUUAUUUUUUUGUAGCUGUUGUCUUUAUUUUUGCCCUCACAGGCAUGCGUACUUGAUGUUUGUUCAAUGACAAUCAGCCGCUGUCCAGUAGGGCCUGAACUAUUUGCUGUCAUGUACAAAACCCUACUUAUGAGCUUUUAAGGUGACGUCUCAGCACACUAACAGAGCUAGUCAUGAUCAUAAAUAGACUCUGGUUUUGUGAAUUUGCGUAUUUGUUUACCCUCAUGCUUUUUUCACACUUUUUGUAUCACAGUUUUCAACACGCACCAUGAGCCGAGAGAAUUCGGAUGCUUUUAAAACUUUAAACGCUUUUUGACUAUUUAAAAGUGACACUCUAAUAUAGGAUGGAAGAGGUUUACAAAGGAAAAUGCUAUUGUUGUAUACCGAAUGGCUUGUGUAUGUUGCUUAUGGUUUGGGUUAAGUGAAAUUGUUUGAAUUUAAUUUUUUUUAUUUUGGAAAAAUUGGUCAUGAUACACUACAACUUUCACUUCUGGUCGCUUUUGCUCUCCUAUAAAACCAAACGUUUACAUGUUUGUGUUGACCUGGGGAGCGAUGUUAGGAAUUAAGACUACAGCAGCUAUUGCAUUAUGAACUGUGAAUGUUAUAAUGAAGAAACCUUAUGUAUGAUGUUACUGGAAUACUGAAUGCGCGGUUAAGAAUUAAAAGGAAAUCUGCUUUUUUUCA